AAACAAAAAAAAAAAAAAAAAAAAAAAAAAAAAAAAAACUAUAACCAAUACCCACUAGCAAGGGCCAGACGGUUCAAACAAAAGCAGCUGGUACACUUAAACAUGGAGACUGGUAUAGCUUGCUGUGCUCGUGGAGCUCUGUUGCCUGGUAUUUCUUCUCAGCACACAAAAGCUUUAGCUUCUCCAUCCUCCACUUUCAGGAGUCUGAAAUCAAGCUCACUAUUUGGGGAAUCAUUGCGGUUGGUGCCAAGAUCAUCUCUCAAGGUUUCAAAACCGAAGAAUGCUUCCUUAGUGACAAGAUGUGAAAUUGGUGACAGCUUGGAAGAGUUCCUGACAAAGGCAACACCAGAUAAGGGACUUAUUAGGCUUCUGAUGUGCAUGGGAGAGGCAUUAAGGACUAUUUCAUUCAAGGUCAGGACAGCUUCUUGUGGAGGAACAGCAUGUGUUAAUUCCUUUGGAGAUGAACAACUUGCUGUGGAUAUGCUUGCCAACAAGCUUCUUUUUGAGGCCUUGACUUACUCUCACUUCUGCAAAUAUGCUUGUUCUGAAGAAGUUCCUGAACUUCAAGACAUGGGAGGCCCUGCUGAAGGUGGGUUCAGUGUUGCUUUUGAUCCACUUGACGGCUCUAGUAUCGUCGACACAAAUUUCUCAGUAGGCACCAUCUUUGGAGUGUGGCCAGGAGAUAAACUAACUGGAAUAAAAGGAAGUGAUCAAGUUGCAGCAGCAAUGGGAGUCUAUGGUCCAAGAACCACUUAUGUUCUUGCUCUUAAAGACUUCCCUGGCACCCACGAAUUCCUUCUUCUCGAUGACGGAAAAUGGCAACAUGUUAAAGAGACAACUGAGAUUGGUGAAGGAAAACUAUUCUCUCCAGGAAAUUUAAGAGCUACAUCUGACAAUCCUGACUAUGACAAGUUGAUCCACUACUAUGUGAGAGAAAAAUACACUUUGAGAUACACUGGAGGAAUGGUGCCAGAUGUUAAUCAGAUCAUUGUAAAAGAGAAAGGUAUCUUCACCAAUGUGAUAUCACCAUCUUCAAAGGCUAAACUGAGAUUGUUGUUUGAGGUAGCUCCAUUAGGAUUCCUGAUAGAGAAAGCUGGAGGCUAUAGUAGUGAUGGCCAUAUCUCUGUGUUAGACAAGGAGAUCAAAAAUCUCGAUGACAGAACUCAAGUUGCUUAUGGAUCAAAGAACGAGAUUAUUCGAUUCGAAGAAACUCUAUACGGGAAAUCAAGACUCAAAACUGGAGGAGUUCCUGUUGGAGCUGCUGCAUAAAAUGGAAAAUGCUAGCUUUCCCUUGCUUUUCCUUUUUGUAUCUUUGAACAAAUUUAUCUCCUUAUACGUGUUUGUAAGAUAGUUCAUGAACAAUUCUUAUUUCGCAGGACUAUUAGAAUUAUAAAUGUUUAAUUUGUUUUAAGAUGAAAUGGCAAGCUACCAGGGAUUCAUCUUUUGUUAUCUGAUAGAAUUGGAUUUCAUCCAAUAAAAAUGGUUACUAUUCGCGCCA
Molecule: messenger RNA, 1498 nt
Organism: Jatropha curcas
Lineage: Eukaryota; Viridiplantae; Streptophyta; Magnoliopsida; Malpighiales; Euphorbiaceae
Gene: SBPASE
Product: sedoheptulose-bisphosphatase
Biological process (GO): gluconeogenesis; fructose 6-phosphate metabolic process; fructose metabolic process
Cellular component (GO): cytoplasm
Molecular function (GO): fructose 1,6-bisphosphate 1-phosphatase activity
Source: RefSeq, a predicted model, not a curated record